This is a messenger RNA of Exophiala xenobiotica, 1784 nucleotides long. RefSeq lists its product as uncharacterized. Gene Ontology annotation, molecular function: serine-type carboxypeptidase activity. Gene Ontology annotation, cellular component: fungal-type vacuole. The record is from RefSeq and is a predicted model, not a curated record. NCBI's taxonomy places the organism in Eukaryota, Fungi, Ascomycota, Eurotiomycetes, Chaetothyriales, Herpotrichiellaceae. Gene Ontology annotation, biological process: proteolysis. The coding region runs from base 1 to 1668 and encodes 555 amino acids. The transcript has 4 exons.
AUGAAAGGUAUACUCCAGACAGCUCUUUAUACUCUUGCUGCCGCUACAGUAGCCACCGCGCAGCUACCAGUGGUACCGACCGACUUGAAAACCAUCACCACUCCACAAGGAGUGAAUAUUCGUUACAAAGAACCGCAGAUCUGCGAGACUACACCAGGAGUCAAGUCAUAUUCCGGAUUUAUCGAUGUCGAUGAUGACAACCACCUCUUCUUCUGGUUCUUCGAGUCGAGAAGGGACCCGGGCAAUGAUCCUAUCACUUUGUGGCUCAAUGGCGGGCCUGGUGGAGAUUCGAUGAAUGGUGUUUUCGAGGAACUUGGUCCUUGUUUCUUGAAUGAAGACCUGUCAACUCGACUAAAUCCAAAUUCGUGGAAUGAGGUAUCUAACAUGCUAUUUCUGAGUCAGCCUGCUGGAGUGGGCUUCUCUUACGGGUCGAAGACGACCGAUCCACUAGAACAGAUAGUAAUGGGUGGCAUGACGGAAGUUCUUGAAGGGAGAUUCGCAACUGCCGACUGGGCCAAAACCAAUUCCACUGAGUCUGCGGCUGUGACUGCUUGGAACGCCAUUCAGGCAUUCUGUGCGGGCCUACCGCAACUGGCUCCUGACGUCAGGUCGAGCACGUUCAAUCUGGCCACCGAGUCGUACGGUGGCCAUAGGGGCACUGGUUUUAUUAACCAUUUCUGGAAACAAAAUAAGCUGAUUGCUAAUGGUACCAUCACUGGAAGUGAACUCAACAUCGACAGCCUCAUUAUCAUCAAUGGUCUGAUUGACACGCGAACCCAAGCUGCGUCAUACCCGCGGUUCGCCAGAAACAACACACAUGGCGUCGAGGUCAACGAUUCGGUGGCCGACUAUAUGGAGUUUUCGCUCACUAUGGACGUGAACGGCUGUCAUGCCAUGAUCGACGCUUGCGAAGCCUAUUAUGCAGUUGACAACGGCACCACAGCCUCCGGCAGACUCGCGUGCAGUGAAGCAUCCACAGCUUGCAGGCGAGGCUCGGAACUGCCUUAUGUGGUUUACUCUGGGAUUGAGGACGUCUAUGAUGUCCGUAACAAAACAGAAUUUCCCAAUCCGGCCCCAGUAACACCUACCUAUCUCAACCAAGCCAAAAUCCAACGUGCCCUAGGGGUGGAUACCAAUUACACAACCAAGGACAACUUGCAAGUGUUGGCCGCUUUCUGGGCCACGGGUGACUAUAUCAAUCCUAAAAUCAUGAGGCAAUUUGAGGAACUGUUGGACGACGCACCCGUCCGAAUAGCCCUGAUCUACGGUGAUUCGGAUUUCAUCUGUUCUUGGUACGGCGGCGAAAACGUUUCGUUAACGGCCAACUAUAGCGGCGCCGAAGAUUUUCGCAAGGCCGGCUACGUGCCCCUGAUGGUGGACGGUGUUCGGUACGGAGACACUCGAGAGUACGGCAACUUUUCCUUCACUCGAGUUUUUGACGCGGGUCAUAUGGUCCCCUGGUGGCAGCCGGAAGCUUCUUUGGCCAUGUUCAAUCGGACUCUCAACGGUCGGGACAUUGCCACAGGAAAUGUUAAGAUCAGGGAUGGUUACGGCACAGUCGGUCAACCCGAAUCGACAUACAGUCAGAAGUUGAACCGUGGGGGUCCUUCGAAGAAGAAGAGAAGCGCUCAGAACUCUGUAAAAUUCAGAUCCAGAUUGUCUGGCUGAAGUCACUCGCAGUAGCCGUCAAGGAUGAGGCUGUCAUGGAAGGCACAUAAUGGCACAACUGCAAGGCAGUGAAUGGGUGCUGGAGGGUUGUUGUGUAGGAGUUCACUGUACUUCAC